AUGGACGCUGCGCCUCUGCCUUCAGGGGCCCAGCCCAGCUGGAUCCCAGAGCCCACCAGGCCCUGGCUGAGCAAUUCAGGCAGCGCCGAGCCCAGCUCGGGGGCCCUCCCGGUCGGAACGCAGCGUUGGAUCAUGAACAACAGUGCGCAGGAGGAGACUUCGCCCCCGUUUCUGACGGACGCAUGGCUCGUGCCUGUCUUUUACGCCCUCAUCAUGCUGCUUGGUCUGGUGGGGAACUCUCUGGUCAUCUAUGUCAUCAGCAAGCACCGCCAGAUGCGCACCGCCACCAACUUCUACAUUGCAAACCUGGCUACCACUGACAUCAUAUUCCUAGUGUGCUGCGUGCCCUUCACUGCCACACUCUACCCCCUGCCCAGCUGGGUGUUUGGGGACUUCAUGUGCAAAUUUGUCAACUAUUUGCAGCAGGUGACUGUGCAGGCUACAUGCAUCACCCUGAUGGCUAUGAGUGUGGACCGCUGCUACGCCACGCUGUACCCACUGCAGUCGUUGCAUUAUCGAACUCCCCAGGUGGCCAUGGCUGUCAGCAUUGCGAUCUGGAUUGGGUCAUUCAUCCUAUCGCUGCCCAUGGCUGUGUACCAUCGGACUGAGGUGGGCUACUGGUACGGCUUGCGCACCUACUGUAUUGAAGCCUUCACCAGCAAGAGCCAGGAGCGCAGCUUCAUUCUAUACACUUUCCUGGCUGUCUAUCUGUUGCCCUUGUUUACUAUCUGCCUCUGCUAUUCCAUCAUGCUCAAGCGCAUUGGGCGCCCCGUGGUGGAGCCCAUGGACCAUGAUUACCAGCAGGUGCAGCAUCUAUCUGAACGCUCAGCUGCCAUGCGGGCCAAGAUUUCCAAGAUGGUUGUGGUGAUUGUGCUUCUGUUUGCCAUUUGCUGGGGGCCGAUCCAGUUCUACUUGCUCUUUCAGGGUUUCUAUCUCCACUUCCAAGCCAACUAUGAGACCUAUAAGAUCAAGACAUGGGCCAACUGCAUGUCAUAUGCCAACUCUUCUCUCAACCCCAUUGUCUAUGCUUUCAUGGGAGACAGUUUCCGUAAGUCCUUCAAGAAGGCCUUUCCCUUCCUGUUCCGCCAGCGUGUACGGGACAAUGGCAUCCACUCAGGCUCCCACAAUGCAGAAGGAAUGAAAUUUGUCACUGAAGAGACCUAA
This is a messenger RNA of Varanus komodoensis (Komodo dragon), 1164 nucleotides long. RefSeq names its product G-protein coupled receptor 54-like. Gene Ontology annotation, biological process: neuropeptide signaling pathway. The record is from RefSeq and is a predicted model, not a curated record. Gene Ontology annotation, molecular function: G protein-coupled peptide receptor activity. Gene Ontology annotation, cellular component: membrane. NCBI's taxonomy places the organism in Eukaryota, Metazoa, Chordata, Lepidosauria, Squamata, Varanidae.